UGGCUUUGUUUGUAAACAAAAAAUAAUUCGAAAUAAUAAUAUGGAAGUUGAAAAUAUUGAAUUAGAGGAGGAAAUAAAAAAGAGAGAAAGGUUCGGAUCAUGUGAAGUUUGUGACCAAAAUCAAUCAAAAUACACUUGUCCAAAAUGUGAGCUUCAUACUUGCUCAUUAAAUUGCUCCAAAAUCCACAAAAAGGAACUAGAAUGUGAUGGAAUCAGAGAUAAAACUAAGUACAUACCUGUGAAGAAGAUGACACCGAUGGAUUUCAUGAAUGACUACUAUUUUCUGGAAGAAGCUACAAGAUUCACAAAAGAGAUCAAAACUAAUUGGAAGGUGAAAAGUACAAAGAAACUUAGCAACAAGUUUAUAAAACUGAAAAAAGCUGCACAACAACGGAAUAUCAAAUUGUUUUUACUUAAUUCAUCGCUAAACAAAAGAAAGAAGAACUUUUCAUUUUAUGAUCCAAAAGCAGACUCAAUUGUAUGGCAUGUAGAGCUUAAUUUCUCAAAUGCAGACUUCAAAACUCGCAUUAAAGUCAACGAAAAUACCAAAGUUGUCGAUUCAAUUCAAUCAAUAAUCGAUAAAGUCGAGAAUAAGCAGCUUGAAUUUUAUAAGGCAAAAGGUAUGUCAAAACUUAAAGUUCUGCUUAAAGCUGAAGGAUUAAAGAGGAAUCAAAAUCGUUAUUUUGACCUUAACAUCAACAAGUCUUUCAAAUCAAACUUGAGUGGAAAAGUUGUUAUUGAAUAUCCAUCAAUUUCUGUCAUAAUGGAUCAUUGCACUGAUGGAUAUGAAUUAAUUAUGAGUGACGAUGAGACAAUCCAAGCUGAGCAAAAGGAAUUCGUUAAAACUUUACAGGAAGAAGUUUUUACUAGAAAAGUCGGAGAUAAUCCAAUGUUCAUAGUAAAACCCGAGGAAGUUCCAAUCUUUGCUGAUGUUUUGAAUGAUGAUAAGGAAGUUAAAAAUACAGGCAAUUCCCAACAAAGUCCAACCAAAUUAGCUGUAGUAAAAGAUACAGAUGUAAAAGUUGACGAUGACGAGGAAAUUUCGCCGCAAAAUUACUUUUUCUAGCAGUUAAGUCGAUUUCUGUAAUGAUAAGGAAAUCUCGAUAGUAUCAAGCGAUAAACCUAGUUUUUGAUCACAAAUCAAUACUCAAAAUCUAGACUGAACACCUGUGUCAUUGUCGAAAAAAUAACAACAACCUUGCCCGACUCGAGUAUUAAUCAUUAAAAUUUUAAUCUGAUAAAUAGAAAACAUACAAAAUAAAUUACAUUUGGUUCACAAGAUGUUAGUCA
Molecule: messenger RNA, 1290 nt
Organism: Chironomus riparius
Lineage: Eukaryota; Metazoa; Arthropoda; Insecta; Diptera; Chironomidae
Source: the annotation of a GenBank genome assembly